AUGAGCAGAAACCAAGAUGUAUUUCCCGUUCUGGACUUACAAGAACUGGUUAUAUGCCUGCAAAGCUGUGAUUUUGCCCUGGCCACGCAGGAGAACAUCGCCAGGCCUACUUCAGACUAUAUGGUGACUCUUUACAAACAGAUAAUUGAGAACUUCAUGGGUAUUUCAGUAGAAUCACUGCUCAAAAGUAGCAACCAGGAAACAAGCGAAGGUCAAUUGCAGGACGAAAACGAGAAUAUCUAUUCUGACACAUUGAAUGUGCUGGUAUUGAACAAGAUUUGCUUUAAGUUCUUCGAGAACAUAGGUGUCCAAGAUUUCAACAUGACUGAUUUGUAUAAGCCCGAAGCACAGAGGACACAGCGUCUGUUGAGUGCGGUGGUGAACUACGCUCGUUUCAGAGAAGAACGAAUGUUUGAUUGCAAUUCUUUUAUUCUUCAAAUGGAGUCCUUGUUGGGGCAGCUUCGAUCCAAAUUUGAUGAUUAUAACUUACUUCAGCAACAGUUGAAGCAGUACGAGGAUGUGGAUGGGGCAAAUAUCCCCGAUGAACAGGAACUGCAAAGACUGGAAGAACAAAAUAAAGAGCUGGAAAUCCACUUGAAAAAAUUGACUAAAAUUCAAGAAACUCUAUCCAUAGAUUACAAUGAUUACAAGAUCUCUAAACAGUCGAUCUUCAAAAAUUUGGAGACGCUGAGCUUCCAAAUAGUAGAAUUAGAGUCUAACCGAGAUAAGCUGAUCAGAAUAUCCAAUACAGACAUUGAGGAAUCAGCCGAGGCGAUUAAAGAGUUGAGCGAUCUGUUGGUACGGCGGAAAAAGACCCUACAAAAUUUAACUAUACAACAGGAAAAUUUGCAGGGCACAGUGACGACUUUUGAAACCAUAAUCAGCGAGCUUUAUGAUGUGUUAAGAAUAAUUUCUAGCGAGGUUCAAGAAUCUAAUCGAACUGAAACGGAACUUAUAGGACUAAAGCAAAAUUUAAUCAAUAAUAAGUUGAAACUAUUGAACGUUUUGGAAACAGGGAUUCUAUACAAAUUAGAAAUCCUACAAGAACAACUGGACCUACAGUUAAAAAAUUUGGAAAAACUAUCGCAAGACACUGAAGAAGAAUCGCGUUUGAAUGAUUCUAAAUUGAACGAAUUGCAGCUUAAAUACGAAAACGAAAUCAAACCCAAGAUUGACAAGACAGACGUUUUUAUUCAAGAUGAAUUGAUCAACGGUAAAAUUAAUAAGUUAAAUGAGGAAGUUAAACAAUUACAAAAGGACUUCGAAAUGGAAGUUAAAGAGAUUGAAAUUGAAUAUUCUUUAUUAUCUGGUCAUAUUAAUAAAUACAUGAAUGAAAUGCUCGAAUAUAUGCAAUAG
Messenger RNA from Saccharomyces kudriavzevii IFO 1802, 1356 nucleotides. It is a transcript of the gene NUF2, whose product is annotated as kinetochore-associated Ndc80 complex subunit NUF2. NCBI's taxonomy places the organism in Eukaryota, Fungi, Ascomycota, Saccharomycetes, Saccharomycetales, Saccharomycetaceae. Gene Ontology annotation, molecular function: protein-containing complex binding. The coding region runs from base 1 to 1356 and encodes 451 amino acids. Gene Ontology annotation, cellular component: kinetochore; Ndc80 complex. The transcript has a single exon. The record is from RefSeq and is a predicted model, not a curated record. Gene Ontology annotation, biological process: kinetochore organization; attachment of mitotic spindle microtubules to kinetochore; meiotic chromosome segregation.